ACUUGGUCCCUACUGCGACCUUAAAGCGGCGAUUACCACGAUGUGUCUCCUUUUGGGCGCCACGGGAGUUGGGAAGACUCUGCUGGUAAAACGGCUGCAGAAGAUGAGCUCCCGGGAGGGGAAAAGUGACCUUGGUGACCCGCCUCCCACCCAGCCGACGGUAGGCACUGAUCUCACUGACAUCGUGGCCCAGAAAAAGAUGACUAUCCGGGAACUAGGGGGAUGCAUGGGCCCCAUCUGGUCCAGUUAUUAUGGAGAUUGCCAUUCUGUCCUGUUCAUGAUUGAUGCCUCUGACCCCACCCAGCUUUCCUUAUCCUGUGUUCAGCUCCUUGGCCUCCUUUCUGCAGAACAAUUAGCCAGUGCAUCUGUCCUGAUCCUCUUCAAUAAGAUUGAUAUGCCCUGUUACAUGACCUUGGAGGAGAUGAAGUCCCUAAUCAGACUCCCAGAUAUCAUUGCUUGUGCCAAGCAAUGCAUCACUAUAGCAGAAAUCAGUGCCCGGGAUGGCACUGGUCUGGCAGGUGUCCUGCGUUGGCUCCAGGACACGCACAAAGCCAUCAGCUGAUUGAAGGGUGAAGAAUACAGAUGACACUCUUUGUCAGACAGAAGGAAAGAAGAAGGCAUGGUCCUGAUAUGCAGAAAGCCCAGGCUGAAUCACCUGAAAGUGAUUAGGAUGACCUAAACUCAACUGACUGAGUUAGCAGACAAAUGGAGGCUAUUUACAGGGCCUGGAAAUCCUUGGUAGUUUAGCUGCAAACUGAAGAGGCUGACCAUAGUCCUGAGAGCAUGUUUUGGGCAGCUCUCUUCUGGCCCUAAUAGAUUUUCCCUGAGAAGCCCAACCAACUGGGUUUUUGUAGUAGAAUAUUCAUUAGUUAACUAAGAGCUAAGUAGGAAGUAGGGUCAAUUAACAAAAUUUAUUGAUAGAUUGCUAAGAGAGAGUUAAGUGAGUUGGAUUUCUUUUUAGUCAGAAUAGAAUCUCAAAGAGGAGUGAUGGGAAGAUAAUUUUCUCAAGGAGCUUUGGGAAAGACAGUUGAACCAACAACUCACUACUGAUUCAACGAAGGUUGUCUGAAGAGCCUGCUCUGUAAAUUGGGAGAAUUUCUAGUGAAUUUAUCUCUUAAAAUCAUCCUAGCAGUACCUGUGCUUCGCCCAGUAGAAGGCAGAAAAGAGUGAGCUGUUUUGAGUGGAGAAAUCUGUGAGAAUUCUGACAAGCCACUUUUUCAUCUGAGUAGCAGGAAAGAAAAUCUGACUUAUUCCUCUCUUAUAAACAAAGUUUAUAUUUUUAGAUUUAGGAAAGAAAGAUUGUUACUUGAGGAAUUUAGAGUAGAAUAAGAUAGGAACACCCUUGGUGAUCAUGAAGCAUUCCCUCAUGAGAAAGCUUGGGUUUGGGAUUUAUUAGUAUAGGAAAUAUUUUCUUAUCAAUAUCAAUUCUUCCUUUUACUUUCUCUUUUAUACCAAUUUUAAUAGUUAUUUAGGGUUUUAAAUAACUGAUCUGAGAAGGAGUUUUUCUUCAACUGCUUGAGCAGCCAUUUUUUAUCAACGGUCAAACUCAAGAACCUGUCCAAUUUAGUAACAACUAUUAGUAACAUCAAUACAAAUAACUAAUAAAGCUCAAUACCUGAAA
Molecule: messenger RNA, 1621 nt
Organism: Gracilinanus agilis (Agile Gracile Mouse Opossum)
Lineage: Eukaryota; Metazoa; Chordata; Mammalia; Didelphimorphia; Didelphidae
Gene: ARL16
Product: ADP ribosylation factor like GTPase 16
Exons: 5
Coding region: 41-562 (173 amino acids)
Molecular function (GO): GTPase activity; GTP binding
Source: RefSeq, a predicted model, not a curated record